CGACGUUUGUUUGACAACAUGACACCGGAGUAGAGACAAGACAAUUCCUAAAUUCCCAUUCUAGUUUUAUUUCUCAAAAAGUGUUUUGAAACCAGAAAACUGUUGUAUGAAGUUUUCUUUGUUUAUUAUAAUUGAAAAUUUAUCUGUUUUUAUCAUAUCUUCUACUAAUCAGGAAUGAUUCGUGGAAAUUUCUGAGGGUUUGUGAUAUUUCAUUUCAAGAUUUGUCUCAGACAGUGCCUUAACUAUUGUUUUCAGGUUUCUUUUGAAAGUUCAUUUGUAAAUCAACAAUGACAUCUGGUAACAAUAUUGAAACAGAAUAUUUAGAGUUAAAUUCUAAAAAUAAGUGGCAAGUGCUCUUUCAGAAAAUUGGUUCACAUAAUUUUGAAGAUAAUAAAUGUUCAGAAGCAAUCAAGCCACAAAACAAAAUAUUGAAUAGAUAUAGAGAUGUAAGCCCAUAUGACCAUAGCCGAAUUACAUUGAAGAGAGGAUCAACAGAUUAUAUAAAUGCCAAUUUAAUAAAGGUGGAAAGAGCAAAUAGGCAGUACAUAUUAACUCAAGGACCCCUAGCCAACACUUAUAGUCAUUUUUGGUUGAUGGUUUGGGAGCAAGGGACUAAAGCUAUAGUGAUGUUGAAUAAACUGGUGGAAAAGAAACAAGACAAAUGCUUUCAAUAUUGGCCGCCUAAAAUCGGUUCAGAUUACAAAAUGCAACUGGAAGAUGUAGGUUUAACUGUUGAAUACACAGAACAACAAGAUCAUUCAUACUAUUUGACAAGGGUAUUCCGGUUGACUGAUACAGAAACCGGUGAUUCUCGUGAUAUAUUGCAAUACCAUUACAUAACGUGGCCGGAUUUUGGGGUACCUACGUCGCCGACCGUUUUCUUAGAGUUCUUACGUAAAGUGAGAAACGCUGGAGUAUUGGAAUCGACCGUUGGUCCUGCAAUUGUUCACUGUUCUGCAGGAAUUGGGAGAUCUGGAACGUUUUGCCUUGUGGAUUCCUGCCUGAUACUUAUUGAGAAGUAUGGAAUAAAUUCUGUGGAUGUCAAAGAAAUUUUGCUUGAGAUGAGAAAAUACCGGAUGGGUUUGAUCCAAACGCCAGAACAACUGAAAUUUUCCUACCAAGCUAUUAUUGAUGGUACUAAAUUAUUACUUGAUCAAAACAGCACUUCAGAAGAGGAGAAUAAUGUACAUAUUAGUAAUAAUAUUUCCUCUAAUGUUUCGGAAGAAUCUUCUGAAUCAGAAGAAGAUGAACCUCCUCCGUUACCUCCUCCCAGGACGGAUAGCCUUCACAAUCAUAACGGAGCUCCUGUUGAUAGACCUUUGCCUAAAAUUCCAAAAAGUGUAUCAGACAACGAUUUAAGUUAUGAAAAUAACAAACAGACAUACAUUCCUUCUGGACCAUUACCAGUAGUACCAUCUCAUGAGGAUGAGUACAGUGAAGAAGAUGAGUUGGAAGAGGAAGAAGAUGAAGAAGAGGAGGUACUCGGAUCUGAUAGUCCAGUAUCGGACCAAUCGGAGUUGACAAAUUCAAAACACAGUACUUCAUACGAAGUGAGACAACGAAACAGGGCACAAAGAAAGGAAACGAUGGAGUCCCAAGUGAGGGACAUGAAGCGGCGGCAACAAGUCAACGAGCAAUGGACGCAACUGAAGAGGUCUUUAUAUUUACCUUUAAUCGUAGGAGGCUCUCUUCUAUUAGGCGGAGGUCUCAUUGCUUACGUUUAUUAUAAAGGUUGAAGAAUAUGAGAUCAAUUUUUUUUUGUUUAAUAUUCACAAGCAGGUUUAGGUUCUUGAAUGGAGAUUGGAGGUAUUAUGGAAUUCAUCGUUUUUCCAUAAAAUCAUUAAAAUCUAUGAAAUUAAUAUGUAUAUUGAUUCUUAAAUUGAAUGACUUUUGAAUUAUGGCAUAG
Molecule: messenger RNA, 1906 nt
Organism: Phaedon cochleariae (mustard beetle)
Lineage: Eukaryota; Metazoa; Arthropoda; Insecta; Coleoptera; Chrysomelidae
Source: the annotation of a GenBank genome assembly